AUGUCACAAAGCCCAUUGAGACUCGCAUUUCGCGUUGCCCGGCCACUGAGCCGCCACCAGGAUCCCAGAUCCUACAUCCGAGCUUGUCGGACCAUCUCAAGCAUCCCAGCAGAGCGGUCGACAAAGACCCCCUCGACUUUGAGCAUCGGUCAGACUUCGACCGGUUAUGCCACUCGGCGCUUCUCAACGUCGAGCAUCCACCAAGCAACCGUGGUUUUACAAAACCCCCGCGUCGAUGAAGAUGGGAAAGAAAUGACGAUUGAGAUCUCUGAGCGAGCGGCCAAGCGUCUCAAGCAAAUAACAAGCGCCCCUCCUCGAAAGAACACACUGACUUCCUCCCCUUCGUCGCAAGAUUCCCACCUCCGAGUCACGGUGACUUCUGGCGGAUGUCAUGGCUUCCAAUAUCUCAUGUCUCUCGAGGAAGCAUCGAAAGUUAAUAAAGAGGAGGACACAGUGUUCGCUAUCGACAACGAGCAGGUCGACGGCCCCGGUAAAGCGGAGGUGGUAAUGGACCAUGCGUCAUUGGAAUUGCUCAAGGGCAGCACUGUGGAUUUUACUACCGAGUUAAUCGGAAGUCAGUUCAAGAUCGUGGGGAAUCCGAGGGCAACGAGUAGUUGUGGCUGUGGGACGAGUUUUGAUAUUGAAUGA
Messenger RNA from Rhinocladiella mackenziei CBS 650.93, 648 nucleotides. RefSeq lists its product as uncharacterized. The coding region runs from base 1 to 648 and encodes 215 amino acids. NCBI's taxonomy places the organism in Eukaryota, Fungi, Ascomycota, Eurotiomycetes, Chaetothyriales, Herpotrichiellaceae. Gene Ontology annotation, molecular function: 2 iron, 2 sulfur cluster binding; 4 iron, 4 sulfur cluster binding; iron ion binding. The record is from RefSeq and is a predicted model, not a curated record. Gene Ontology annotation, biological process: iron-sulfur cluster assembly. The transcript has 2 exons. Gene Ontology annotation, cellular component: mitochondrion.